AUGGCUUCAAGUAAAAACAGUGACAUCGGUACAAGAAGUUAUGCUGAAGUGAUUAAAUCAACCAAAGGCAAGUGCAAAAUAAACAUUGAUGGGUUCCUGUAUAUCAAAGACAAAAAUCGUGAUGAUGUGUAUUAUUGGAUUUGCGAACGCAAAUCACAAAAGGAAACAAAAUGUACUGCAAGAGCAACUACAAUUCGGACUGGGGAACAGCAUAAGAUUCACAAAUUUAAUGCUCAACAGCACAAUCAUGCUCCAGAAGCAAGCAAAUCUGAAGUUUUGAAAACCUGCAUUCAAAUGAAGGAGCUGGGUCAAAUUAGCAACGAUCAACCUGCACGAAUCACUAACGAUGUUAUUGCUACAACAUCGCGUGAAAUACAACCAUGUUUACCACGAAAAGAUGCCGUAAGACAACAAAUCAAAAGAGCAAGACGUGUUUGUGACGAAGAACUUGCACCAAAAACUUUGGACGAUUUUAAAUUACCAGAUGCGUACUCUAUUACACUCAAUGGAAUACAUUUUGCAAAAAACAUUACCGAAGGAACUGAAAGAAUUUUGCUGUUCACAACAGCUGAAAAUCUUAAAUGGUUGCAAGAAGCGAAGUUUUGA
Rotaria sp. Silwood2 is the source of this 606-nucleotide messenger RNA. Lineage: Eukaryota; Metazoa; Rotifera; Eurotatoria; Philodinida; Philodinidae. The record is from the annotation of a GenBank genome assembly.